CGCCAUACCUAUGAAAGGUUGGGGGCUCUAAAGGAAUCUACCCAAAAAAAAGUUCAUUACCGUGCGGCGUACGCAGAAAAGAUAACACCCAGUUUCCAGCGAAGCAUCCAGUCCACACUCCGGGUUCGAUAAAGCUCGUCUCCGUCGUUAUAAAGCAGCUGUAGGUCUGAGGAAGAUCUUAGGGCUACUAUGGCGAGGUUGUUGGCUAAUAUGAUUUAUAAAGGCAUCGGGGCUUUCCCUGCUGCUCGGUCAACUGCAAUUGCCCCUAGAUCCUUCUACCCGGGAAACUUACUAUUUUCAACUAGCAUUCCCAGUGAUCCUGAUACACAUGAAGAUUUUAGACCUACGAGCAAGCUUGAGAGCACUGACCUGUCGUUGAAAGACAUUGUUGAGCAGGAUGUUAAAGAAAAUCCUGUAAUGAUUUACAUGAAAGGAGUGCCUGAUCUUCCUCGAUGUGGAUUCAGUGCACUAGCAGUGAGGGUUUUGAAAGAAUAUAAUGUUCCGCUAAGUGCUAGAAAUAUAUUAGAAGAACCUGAGUUGAAGAAUGCUGUAAAAGGCUUCAGGUAAUUUAUAGGUUAUUGCUGUUU
Molecule: messenger RNA, 587 nt
Organism: Olea europaea var. sylvestris
Lineage: Eukaryota; Viridiplantae; Streptophyta; Magnoliopsida; Lamiales; Oleaceae
Product: monothiol glutaredoxin-S15, mitochondrial
Exons: 5
Coding region: 190-567 (125 amino acids)
Source: RefSeq, a predicted model, not a curated record